UACCCUACUUAAACUGCCGCGGCUGUAGCGGCCGGGCGUUGGGGGCAGGCCUUGGUACUUACGGCGGUAUGGCGGCUGCGGUACUGCUGGCUCUGGCCUUCACGCUGCUGGGCAUCCAGAACGCGUCUGCGGCAGCGGGUUCCAUCCUUACCUCCGUGGAGGAAGUUGACUCCAAGACACGCCUCACCUGUACCUUGAAUCAGAGACCCACGGAGAUUGCUGGCCACCGGUGGAUAAAAGAUGGCAAGGUGGUAAAGGAGGACACACUGGCAGAGCUGAGCACACAGUACGAGGUGGAUAUGAAGGACAGGUCAGGCAACUACUCCUGCAUCUUCCUCCCCGAGUCUGUGGGCAAGGCUGACAUCACAGUGAGCGGGCGCCCCAGAAUCAAGGUUGUGAAGAAGUCAGCUCAUGCUGACGAGGGGGAGACAAUCACACUAGCCUGCAAGUCAGAGUCCUAUGCCCCCAUCAUUGAGUGGACCUGGUACAAGAAGGUUGAUUCUGGGAACCAGCUCAUCACCAAUGGCUCCCAGAACAAGUACUUCGUGAAUUCCUCGGAGACCCAGUCAGAGCUGACCAUCAAGAACUUGGAAGUGGGCUCUGACCGCGGCACCUAUGUAUGCAAUGGCACUAACUCAGAGGGCAGCGACGAGGCCACCUUCACAGUGCGCGUACACAGCCGCCUUGCCGCACUCUGGCCUUUCCUGGGCAUCGUGGCUGAGGUUCUUGUGCUGCUUACCAUCAUCUUCAUGUGUGAGAAGCGGCAGAAGCCCAGUGAGGAGCUGGAUGAUGAUGAACUGGGCUCUGCACCACUGAAGAGCAGCGGGCAAGUGGACAGCAAAGACAAGAAUGUCCGCCAGAGGACCGCCACCUGAGCAGGUGCACAGCACAGCCGGGGCCCUGGGUGCAGGGCAGUGGUUGAGGGCCAGAGCCCCUUGCCUGGAGCCUGUGUCCCACCUCCCGCAGGAGUCGUUCCCAUGUUUGCCAAAUUCCAGAUCCUCUCACCUCAAAGAAAAUCCACCUGGCAAAAGCAAACCAGCUGUAGAUCCCCACCCACUGUGUUUGCUUUUCAGUUGAAACUAAAUGAGGUUCUUCUCCA
Molecule: messenger RNA, 1099 nt
Organism: Castor canadensis (American beaver)
Lineage: Eukaryota; Metazoa; Chordata; Mammalia; Rodentia; Castoridae
Gene: Bsg
Product: basigin (Ok blood group)
Biological process (GO): homophilic cell-cell adhesion; axon guidance; dendrite self-avoidance
Cellular component (GO): plasma membrane; axon
Molecular function (GO): cell-cell adhesion mediator activity
Source: RefSeq, a predicted model, not a curated record